Triticum urartu is the source of this 2766-nucleotide messenger RNA. RefSeq names its product F-box family protein. Gene Ontology annotation, molecular function: protein binding. The record is from RefSeq and is a predicted model, not a curated record. Gene Ontology annotation, cellular component: SCF ubiquitin ligase complex. NCBI's taxonomy places the organism in Eukaryota, Viridiplantae, Streptophyta, Magnoliopsida, Poales, Poaceae. Gene Ontology annotation, biological process: SCF-dependent proteasomal ubiquitin-dependent protein catabolic process.
AGGUGUUACCUCCACCUCGGCCGAGGGCAGGCGCUACUCCGACAGGUGCUACCUAUCCACAUCUCCAUCUUUCUCCAUCCUCCCUCUCCCCCCGCUCCACACCCAUCUCCCCACCUUCCUCCGUACCUUCCCCAGCCCCCAGCCACCACCGGUCGUCGCCUCUCCCCUCCCCCGCCGCCCGGAUCAGGAACGAUCGCACCGUGCGGCCGCCUCCCGCCCCGCGCGCGGAUCAUCCUACCAUGCUGAGGCGCUGCGCCCCAUACCGACCCCGCAGGGCCGCCGCCGCCUCACCGCGCCUCCCGAUCCCCGGCGGCCACCCCUACCUCGCCGUCUUCUCCUUCCUCUUCAUCCCGACCUAAGCUCCACGCGUUCCGACAGGCCGGCCCUCGCCUGGCGUCCCUCUCGGCGCCGAGCUGCCUGCCUGCCUGGUGGAAUCGUCAGCCGCUCGAGUCGACGGGGCCGAUCGACCCCGCGAUGAGCGAGGAGGAGGCGCAGAGGUACGGCGGCGGGACCGGCGGCGGUGGCGUCGGGGCGCUGUCCGUGGAUCUGCUGGGCCAGGUUCUCGACCGCGUGCUGGAGCGGCGGGACCGCAAGGCUUGCCGCCUCGUCAGCCGCGCCUUCGCGCGCGCCGAGGCCGCGCACCGCCGGGCUCUGCGGGUGCUCCGCCGGGAGCCGCUCCCUCGCCUGCUCCGCGCCUUCCCUGCGCUCGAGCGGCUCGAUCUCUCGGCCUGCGCCUCGCUCGACGACGCGUCUCUUGCAGCCGCUUUGGCCGGCGCGGACCUCGGCACCGUCCGACAGGUCUGCCUGGCGCGGGCCAGCGGAGUGGGGUGGCGCGGGCUGGAAGCCCUGGUGGCCGCCUGCCCCAGGCUGGAGGCAGUCGACCUGUCGCACUGCGUCGGUGCUGGGGAUAGGGAGGCUGCCGCGCUGGCCGCGGCCUCCGGGCUGAGGGAGCUGAAUCUGGAAAAGUGCCUGGGCGUCACUGACAUGGGACUCGCCAAGGUAGCCGUGGGGUGCCCCAGACUGGAGAAUCUGAGCUUCAAGUGGUGCCGUGAAAUCUCUGACAUCGGUGUCGAUCUGCUUGUGAAGAAGUGCCGCGAGCUCCGCAGCCUUGACAUCUCCUACCUAAAGGUGAGCAAUGAGUCCCUCAGAUCAAUAUCGACACUUGAGAAGCUUGAGGAGUUGGCCAUGGUUGCUUGCUCAUGUAUAGACGAUGAAGGCCUGGAAUUGCUUAGCAGAGGAAGUAAUUCAUUGCAGAGUGUUGAUGUGUCAAGAUGUGAUCAUGUGACUUCCCAGGGGUUAGCUUCACUGAUAGAUGGUCACAGUUUUCUCCAGAAGCUAUAUGCCGCAGAUAGUUUGCAUGAGAUUGGACAGGAUUUUCUAUCCAAGUUAGUAACACUGAAGGCAACCUUGACCGUGUUGAGACUUGACGGCUUUGAAGUGUCAUCCUCUCUUCUUUCAGCGAUUGGUGAAGGUUGUACCAACUUGGUUGAGAUUGGACUAAGCAAAUGCAACGGUGUUACAGAUGAAGGCAUCUCUUCACUUGUAGCUUGCUGUAGCUACCUAAGGACAAUUGAUCUCACAUGCUGCAAUCUAGUCACAAACAAUUCCCUUGAUUCAAUAGCUGACAACUGUAAGAUGCUUGAAUGCCUCCGGUUGGAGUCCUGCUCUUCAAUAAACGAGAAAGGACUAGAGAGAAUUGCGAGCUGUUGCCCCAAUCUAAAGGAGAUAGAUCUCACUGAUUGUGGAGUGAAUGACGAAGCGUUGCAUCAUUUGGCGAAGUGCUCUGAACUGCUGAUAUUGAAAUUAGGCCUGAGCUCAAGUAUUUCGGACAAAGGCCUUGGUUUUAUUAGUUCAAAGUGUGGAAAGCUCGUUGAACUUGACCUCUAUCGUUCUAUCACCGAUGAUGGGCUGGCAGCCUUAGCCAACGGCUGCAAGAAAAUUAAGCUGCUGAACCUUUGUUACUGCAACAAGAUAACUGAUAGUGGUUUGAGCCACCUGGGUGCUCUGGAGGAGCUCACAAACCUUGAACUGAGAUGCCUGGUCCGCAUUACAGGCAUCGGAAUUUCUUCGGUUGUCAUUGGCUGUAAGAGCCUGGUAGAACUUGACUUGAAGCGCUGCUAUUCUGUCGAUGAUUCUGGCCUAUGGGCUCUUGCCCGAUAUGCUCUAAACCUUAGACAGCUUACCAUAUCAUACUGCCAAGUUACUGGCCUAGGCUUGUGCCACCUGCUUAGCUCCCUGAGGUGCCUCCAGGACGUGAAGAUGGUGCACCUCUCGUGGGUUUCCAUAGAAGGGUUCGAGAUGGCUCUGAGAGCCGCUUGUGGGAGGCUGAAGAAGCUGAAGAUACUCAGCGGUUUGAAGACCGUGCUAUCCCCUGAUCUGCUCCAGCUGCUGCAAGCCUGCGGCUGCCGCAUCAGAUGGGUCAACAAGCCUCUUGUUUACAAGGAUGCCAUCUGAUCUGAGCUGUACAUAUUCUUCACCCAAGUUUGUCAUGGCUGCCUAGCCAUGUUAGAAAAUCCACAAUAACUGCAUGCCUUGUCAAUGCCAUCCCCAACGUGUGGUCAAGAUUAUGUUUGUGUUUGAACACCAUCUCGGCGUUCAGUGAUGGUGAGUAAACAUGGCAUCUGCUGUCAAAUACAGUGUAUGGUAUGUACAGUGAAGCCCUUUUUUUGCGCAGCAGAGUUGUGCAGGUGGAGUUCUCUAUUUGAUAUGAACCUGAAAAGAUGCUGUAAAAGAAGGAACCUGAAGUAGUUGAUUUUGUAUAUUGUA